This is a messenger RNA of Dipodomys spectabilis (banner-tailed kangaroo rat), 473 nucleotides long. Its product is annotated as zinc finger protein 809-like. Bases 149 to 454 code for a protein of 101 amino acids. The transcript is spliced from 4 exons. Lineage: Eukaryota; Metazoa; Chordata; Mammalia; Rodentia; Heteromyidae. Gene Ontology annotation, biological process: regulation of DNA-templated transcription. The record is from RefSeq and is a predicted model, not a curated record.
AUUCCGGGUUCUUUCCUUCCGCUUCUGCGGGAAGUGCUUGGAAGUUCGGUGUUGCUUUCCCGAGGUCCAAGCCCCGAGGCAGGCGCCCAGCCGCUCUUCAGGGGACCUUGGGAGCUGCAACUUGAAGGAAUCUCAGGCUGCGGAACCGAUGUCAGCCAUGCUUCCAGAAUCUUCUGUCCAUUGUCAACAGCAAGAAAGAAAGAAAGGAUCUCUGAAGCUGGUGUCAUUUGAUGAUGUGGCUGUGGACUUCAGCUGGGAGGAGUGGCAGGACCUGGAUCUUGCUCAGAGGACCCUGCAUAGAGAUGUAAUGCUGGAGACCUACAGCAACCUCUUGUCCUUAGGACACUGUGUUCCUAAACCUAAAUUGAUUGCCAAGCUGGAGCAAGGUGCAGAACCAUGGAUAAGAGAAGCCUCAGACAAGAAUCUCACAGGUGAGAUAAAUCAUCUUGCAUAGUGAUCUUGCAGCCAGAGCC